UGCUCCCCUUGUUUCUAUCGGCAAACAGCAUGCCGCAAUCUUGGGAUUUGUCCAGGCAUAUCCAGCUUGCUGUGCUGAUGCUCAUACUCAUGGGCAUCAUAGCCAUCACAGUUCGUGUAGACUUUUGGGAAGACUAUUCUUCUCGAAGUAUUUCCAAAGAUGCUGAAGAAAUGCAGAAGUUGAUUGCCAAUCAACAAGAAACGCUAAGAGAGGACGAAGAUAGAAGAAAAAUGACAAAAAUAAAGGAGAUUGAGGGACGAAGGGCUGUUUUGGAACCUGUGAUUUUAGCCAACGACACCGAUCUUGAGGUUCUCCUCCAGUCCUACGACAUUGCCGUACCUCACCCUUCUAAGCCCUGGAAUCUUUCGGAUACGGAGUACUUGUUGUCAGUAAAAGGUCAAUCAGACUGGAUGAAUUUGUUGACCCAGCCUGAAGACCGGCCCAAUUUCAAAUCGUUGACUAUGCAAGAGAGGACAUACAAGGCUCUCUUCCAGUAUCUCGAUGAAUUGCAGUCCAAUGGAAAAGACAUUCAACAACCUCCUUUCAAGGAUACAUGGGAACUCUUUCUUCAGUUGGAGACUGUUUUAUACCCGUGGUUGCAUCUCCAGUACAUCAGUUUAUUUGAUGCGCAAAAGCAGAGCAAGGGGGCAGGCAUGAUCUUCUGUGUCGGCAACGAUCAGUUCUAUCAUGCAGCUACAACCAUUCGCUCUAUUCGAGAAGCUCACAAAUCCAACAUCCCCAUUGAAAUUUUUUACAUCAACGAUGAUGAUCUCUCUGAAGUCAAGCGCCAGUAUUUUGAGACGGAAUUUACCAAUGUCAAGACUGUUGACUUAUCGCAGUAUAUUGAUGACACGUGGACACAGUUUGGCGGCUGGGCUAUGAAGCCCUUCGCUAUUUUGGCAUCCAGCUUCACCGAAGUUAUCCUUUCCGAUGCUGAUGUGUUCUUUUUCAAAAAGCCCGAAUCCUUCUUGGAAGAUGCAGGUUACAAGAAAACAGGCUCCCUUUUCUUCUAUGAUCGAACCUUGUUCGCUGACUGGGAUGGCGGAAGAAAGUGGAUGCUGUCCUUCUUACCCACUAUGAGUUCUCUUGUUAGAAAGACAAGAUGGUUCACUUUGCGCUCAUCGCACGAGCAAGAAUCCGGAGUUGUUGUCAUCGACAAGCGUAAAGCAGCUCUUGGUUUAAUGUCAACAUGUAAAAUGAACGACAAACGUGAGCGUGACGAAGUGACUUACGAUCGAGUACAUGGUGACAAAGAGACAUUCUGGGUUGGUUAUGAAAUGAUGCAGACUCCUUACGCGUUCGUCAGCUCUUACGGCGCUGUCAUUGGAGGACUAGGUGAUGGUGGUGAACCAACGCGAGUAUGCGGAAACCAACUUCACCUUGGUGUUGAUGGUCGACCUUGGUGGUGGAAUGGCGGCCUUCUGCGAGAUAAGAAUCGCUGGCCUGAUCGAUACAUGAAAUUCACCCAUUUUGCCGAAGGAGAAGACUGGGAUUUCGAGACAUCGUGUAUUGUCGAAGAAGAUGGCAUAAAGGAACUCACAAAGCAGGAGAAAACUCUAACCGAAUCUUUCCUUAUUCUCGACGCCAAGCGGAAAAAGGAUCAGUUAGCCAUGCACGACGGCACUUGGAAACCUUCCUCUGCUGGCAACACUAGUGGUCACAAUGCGAAAGUGGCCUUCUCCCCGGAUGAAGAUACUACCGACAUGCCGGAAUCGGAUGAAGAUUAAAAUUAAGAAUUUUGAGACACUAGCGUACCGUCUGUUAAUCAGAUUU
Molecule: messenger RNA, 1773 nt
Organism: Umbelopsis ramanniana AG
Lineage: Eukaryota; Fungi; Mucoromycota; Umbelopsidomycetes; Umbelopsidales; Umbelopsidaceae
Exons: 3
Coding region: 30-1727 (565 amino acids)
Biological process (GO): protein O-linked glycosylation
Cellular component (GO): Golgi apparatus
Molecular function (GO): alpha-1,3-mannosyltransferase activity
Source: RefSeq, a predicted model, not a curated record